Penicillium salamii is the source of this 1620-nucleotide messenger RNA. NCBI's taxonomy places the organism in Eukaryota, Fungi, Ascomycota, Eurotiomycetes, Eurotiales, Aspergillaceae. The record is from the annotation of a GenBank genome assembly.
AUGAACAAGUCAAGCGCCGCCUAUGCGGAGGCGGAGAUAGACAAGGCCAACACUCGCGAACAUGUCGAAGAGAUAGCUUUGGCACGAGUGACAGAGGAAGACCUGUGGAAACUCUCACAGGAGUCCUUGAACGUCUGGUCGUGGACAGGGUUCCGUCUCGGGCUCAUCAUGUUUAUUCACGGCUGCAAUCAGGCUGGCUUCGGGGUGGACUGGGGAGUCAUUGGCGGGAUCAACUCCAUGGCCCCAUGGCAUGACUACUUCGGUUUCGGGACCAGUGGUGGCACGUACGGCUUGCUAAAUGCUCUGAUGCAGAUCGGUACGGUCUGCGGUGCACCUUUCAUGGCUCUAGCGGAUGUCAUCGGUCGUCGUGGAAUCAACUUCACUGGGAAUGCCAUUGUCAUAUUCGCAUCUCUGAUGCAAGGCCUUGCGGUGAACCUUCCCAUGUUCAUGGCUGGUCGAUUCUUCAUGGGAUUUGGCACGGCACUGAUGUCCAGCUCACAAUACAUUGGUGAAAUUGCACCCAUCCAUCUGCGCGGUCGCAUGGUCGGGUUCUUCGGUGCUUGCUUCCAAGUCGGCAGUCUUGUCAUGCUCGGCGCCAUGGUUGGGCUCACGAAUUUGCCAGGAAACAACUGUUGGCGCAUCCCUCUUAUUCUCGAGGCUCUUUUCCCGGCAAUUGUCUGCGUGGGAAUCUAUCUGAUCACACCUGAGUCACCUCGGUUCCAUGUCUUGAAUGGAAAUCGUCAAAAGGCCAAGGAAAUCAUCGCCAAGUACCACACCACUAGUACCGAUAUCAAUGAGCCCAUUGUCGAGAUUGUGGUCAGACAGAUUGAGGAGUCGCUCGAGAACGACCGCACGGGUUACAGAGCUUUCUGGGACUACCGGGUCUUCUUUACCAAAGUAGCACGUUACCGACUCCUCGUUUUGGUUUUGUAUUCGCUAUUCCAGCAAUGGAAUGGGGGUGGUAUCAUCACAUACUAUUUGGUUCCAUCCCUCGAGCAGUUGAACAUCAAUGGCCCUAAGCAGCAACUUGGCAUCACCAUUGGCACUACCGCUGUAUACUUUGUCUUCACUGGCGUUGGCUCCCUUUUAGUGGAUAAAUUCAGCAGGCGGACCAUGAUCUUCACGGGUCUCAUCAGCAUGAUCAUCUUUCAGACAGCCACUACAAUUACAUCGUGGCAAUAUGCAUUGCAAGCCACCACUGCCGCGGCUGCACUCACUCUUCUCUGGAUCUUCCUCUAUCAGACCUUCUCGGCUACAUUUGUCGCAACCAUGCACAAUCUGUACCCGAUCGAGAUUCUGUCGCUGCCUCUUCGUGCGAAGGGUAUGGGCCUAUAUAGUCUCAUUCAAGGCGGUGCAGGAGCAGCGCAGUCUUACGGAAUCGGAGUCGGGAUCGAAAAAGUUGGAUACAAGAUUUGGGUCGUGUACAUUGCGUACAACUCUAUUCAACUCGUGUUGUCCUACUUUUUCUUCCCCGAGACUGGCGGUCUGGCUCUAGAGGAGAUAAACACGGUGUUUGAAACCCCGGGGAUCCACCCGGUGAAGAUGUCGUUGGAUAUUCAAAAAGCCAAGAAAGCAAGAGCCGAUGCGGGACGGGACGAAGAGGGCAUCGCUGAGCUAUAG